Messenger RNA from Thunnus maccoyii (southern bluefin tuna), 2441 nucleotides. Its product is annotated as nuclear factor 7, brain-like. The transcript has a single exon. NCBI's taxonomy places the organism in Eukaryota, Metazoa, Chordata, Actinopteri, Scombriformes, Scombridae. Gene Ontology annotation, molecular function: protein binding; zinc ion binding. Bases 161 to 1567 code for a protein of 468 amino acids. The record is from RefSeq and is a predicted model, not a curated record.
AACUGAAAGAUUUACAUUGUUGAACAGAUCGCAGACGCCAUUACGUUACAGCGCGAAAUCUCUACUGAAAAACACACACUCGGAGGAUUCAACGGAGAAAGUUGAAGGGACUGUAACUUGGUGAGUCUGCGACUUGAAGAAUAUUUAGAAAUCUGAGAAAAUGGCUGAAAGAGCUCUUUUGGAAAGUUUCCUGAGUUGCCAUGUGUGUUCAGAGACUUUCAGAGAUCCUGUGUCUCUGACCUGCAACCACAGCUUCUGUUCAAGCUGUCUGCAAAAAUUCUGGGAACAAGCUGAAAACAAAAACUGUCCCAUUUGUAAAAGAAAAUCCUCAAAGGAUUAUCCAUCCAUCAACCUUUCUCUCAAAGACCUGGCUGACUCCUUUGCUAAGAGGCAGAAUAAUGAUUCAUCUGAGACGGAGAAAGAAAAGGAGAAAGAGGAGGUGGUGUGUGAUAAACAUCCAGAAGUCCCUUAUUGGUUCUGUGAGGAUGAACAGAGAGUUGUGUGUCCUGUCUGUGAGUUUUCUCUCCACCAGAGUCACAAGGUGGUUCCUGUAGAACAAGCAGUCAGUGACCUGAAGGACCAGCUGAAAUCUGACUUAGAGUCUCUACAGGACAAGAGGAACAAAUACGAAGAAGUGGAGAAAACAUACAAUGAAAUGGUUGAACACUCCAAGAAGCAGCUGUUGUCCACAGAGAAGCAGAUCAGAGCAGAGUUCAACAAGCUCCACCAGUUCCUGAAAGAGGAAGAGGAGUCCAGACUGGCAGCUCUGAGGGAGGAAGAGGAGCAGAAGGGGAAGACUAUCAGCAGAGAGAUGAAGAGGAUUCAGGAGCAGAUCUCCUCUCUGUCAGACAGUAUCUCUGCUGUUGAAGAAGACCUGCAGAAACACAAGGUGUCAUUCCUCAGCAGUUAUAAACCCACUCAGACCAGAGCCAGAGACCAGUGCUCACUGUCAGAUCCACAGCUGGUCUCAGGAGUGCUGAUAGAUGUGGCCAAACACCUGGGCAACCUGUCCUUCAGAGUCUGGGAGAAGAUGAAGGAGAAGGUCCACUUCAGUCCUGUCAUUCUGGACCCAAACACUGCAAACCCCCGUCUCUAUCUGUCUGAUGAUCUGACCAGUGUGAGACGUGGAGACACAAACCAGCAGCUCCCUGAUAAUCCAGAGAGAAACACUGAGUAUCCCACUGUUCUGGGCUCUGAGGGCUUCAGCUCAGGGAAACUCAGCUGGGAGGUGGAGGUGGGAGACCAUCCUGGAUGGAAUGUGGGUUUGGCUAAAGAGUCAGUUGACAGGAAGGGAGAGCGAUUUGCUUCACCAGAAUAUGGAAUCUGGUGUUUACUGCAUGACAGUGGAAAAUACACUGAUGGAGAUGGUGAGACUGUCAGUGUGAAGAAGAGUCUCCAGAGGAUCAGAGUCCAGCUGGACUAUGACAGGGGGGAGGUGUCCUUCUACGACCCUGAAGACAUGACUCACAUCUGCACUCACAGAGACACUUUCACUGAGAAACUCUUCCCUUAUGUCAGUAUGGGAGAGGCUGGUGAUGAUAAAACCACUGAUAUCAAAAUCUGUUAAACUGAGAUUUCUCUGUUCAGGAAGGUUUGUGAGAUGUGAUUUAUUAGGAUUUGAUGGAAUAAUUAGAUCUACAAAUUUAUUUUUGUCAAUAGUAGUUAGUUCUCUAUAGGUAAAAGUCAAGAAUUCAACAUUUACUUUUGAUAUUGUAAUUUUUAAGUUUUUAAAGUAAGUCAGUUAAACUUUCUCAAAAUGCAUUCAGACUUUUUAUGUUUUCUUUUUAAAAGAAAAAAAACAUGUUGAUUGUGCAGAAUGGGCCAAACAGCAAAUGCUGAUGUAAUAAUUCACCUCUUCUUUAUUUACCAUGUGUAUCUACUGAUUGUUAAACCUUUUCUAUAUAUUCAUUCAGUUUUAUCCAUAAGAAACAACUGAAUCUCUUCCUGAUUUUUGAUACUUUAACACGAGAAAAUUUUGCUAAAAUGAAUGUUAGACAGUUUUUCAUUUCUUUCUUCAAAAAGAUCAUGUAGAUCACAGCAAAAAUGAUUGAUCUUCAUUCCUAAUAAUAUGUAUUCAGAAGACUGACUGCAAAGCCCUGACCCUCAUGUUGAACUCUGGAUUUUAAAGGUUGUUAGUAGUGAUCACCUUUAUCUUUCUGUUUCAGCAUUUAUUUCUUAAUUCUUGAACAUUUAUAAAGUUGGAGCUGCUGUUUGUUCUUGUGUGUUUAUAUUAAUCAUCACUUCACAUUUCAGAUGUGAAACACAUCAGCAUAUGUGAGUCUGUGCUGAAUGAAUGUCAGGAUUUACGCUGAUUAACUGUGUCUUUGAUUAUGAUUUAUUCAAAAAGUUAUAUGUUUUCUAUCAGGUGAACAAAUGUCCUGAUCAAAACAAGAGUUAAAUGAUUUCCUGGGUUACUUCUGUCAAUAAAAAUCAAAAUCAAA